Molecule: messenger RNA, 453 nt
Organism: Monascus purpureus
Lineage: Eukaryota; Fungi; Ascomycota; Eurotiomycetes; Eurotiales; Aspergillaceae
Source: the annotation of a GenBank genome assembly
AUGAAGGGCCCUAUCUACGCGUUCCUGGCCUGUUUCAGUAUUCACUACCAGGAGGUGACCUUCAAGCGAAUUGACCGCAUCAGCCAGUCCUACUCUGCCGUUAUCUACGCCAUGCAGCUGGUCGCCAUCAACCACCAUUGGACCCCAUGGAUCCGGAGGAUCCUUGAAGCGAAAGAGGAUGGGCAGGACCAAGCGCUGGCUAAUGCGGCCCCAUUUCAUGCUGUCUUCGGCCCCUGGCUGCAGACCUACUUCAAGCACCAGUCUCCUUACCCCCUUGGAGAUCUUCUGUCCUUCAGAGCCUAUGCUCUCUACUACAACACGAUCUCCAGCGUGCAAGGCAACCAGGUGAUUGAACAAGCACCCCACCACCUAAGAUUCCACCAUCUUAGUGUCAGCCGUCUGCAGCUCCAGGAAUUUUUCCAGAAGUCUACCUUGGACCUGGCACACUCCUAG